AUGUCGAAGUCACAAUACAUCGACAAGCGAGAGGCAGCGAAGUCAUAUCGACCCACCUCGGGUUCAAUGUCUCCCGGCCUCCGCCGUGCUCGCGAGCCCUACCGCGUGAAGAACGCCCUCCUCGGGCUCACACUCGGAGCAUUCGCGGUGGGAGUCUGGGCAUACUCGAUCAGCGCUGUCAAGCAGGACGUGUUCGACGAUGUGGAUGCCGAAGCGGAGGCACUUGGUUCGACGGUGACCAGCUCAAGCUCAGAGACGGGCCUUGUGCCUGCUGGAACUGAGAAGGUGGUCGAGGCGCCUGUGAAGACGAGUAUGGAGAUCAAGGCCUCGCAGCCGCCAGUUGUGGUGAAGGAGGAGGCGCCUACGGUCCCAAAAGUGGUGAAGGCACUGGCGGGUUCACCGAGGGGGGUGCUACCACGUUUUGUGGACUAUCAACUACCCUGGCUCCUCGAUCCGGAGACAAAAACACUCGUCUGGGGUGCGCCGUCUGUCGAUAAUAUCGGGAAGCUUCAGAGACGGUCAUAA
Molecule: messenger RNA, 525 nt
Organism: Cyclocybe aegerita
Lineage: Eukaryota; Fungi; Basidiomycota; Agaricomycetes; Agaricales; Hemipholiotaceae
Source: the annotation of a GenBank genome assembly